This is a messenger RNA of Bactrocera neohumeralis, 669 nucleotides long. RefSeq lists its product as uncharacterized. The annotation marks the transcript as partial. The record is from RefSeq and is a predicted model, not a curated record. NCBI's taxonomy places the organism in Eukaryota, Metazoa, Arthropoda, Insecta, Diptera, Tephritidae. The transcript has 3 exons.
AUGUCAGCGUUUAAAAAAAUGUUCAAUGUUUUACGUUCAAGCAAAGGAGAGGGUAGCAUAAUGGAUAUGGGAACAAUGAGUGAUAAAAGUUUACAUUCCACGUAUUCGGGUAACACCAGACCGAGCGUAUACACAUUUCAUAAUGAAUUCGGCGCCUCAUGUAGAGCCUCGCCUUUGUCAACAACAUCCGAAGCAACGCACAUUAACUACGCUAAUGAAUUAACCAAUUGGCGACAAAUGGAUCCUAAUCAAUCGGUAAUCCCUUUUCCUGGUAAUUCUAUGUCGCCAGGAUAUUAUGGUCAAUACGGUUAUUCGGAACCAUAUUCUACAAAUAUGCCAUACCAAAAUUCAAAUUUUGGUUACCCCAUAUUGAACGAAAAUCAAAUUAUGGUACCGGAGAAUCCAUUGUAUGCAGAAAAUAGAUUGAUGGGUGCCGAUAGUCAUCUGCCAACAAUGCCCAAUAUGACAACUUUGGCUGAACCUAGGAAUCAAUUUGUAAACUCACGCUCCGAUGCGUUUAGAUCCAGUAUGGCAGCUAUUCCACUAGAUAAGUUGAAAAGAAUGCGCGCAGCGAAAGAUUUAUACAACGUUUUGAAUUACUUGGAUAGCGACGAGACUUUCUUAAAGAAAUCGAGCAAAUCUAAUAAAUCCAAAAAAAUUAGCAAACUA